This is a messenger RNA of Scutellospora calospora, 1200 nucleotides long. NCBI's taxonomy places the organism in Eukaryota, Fungi, Glomeromycota, Glomeromycetes, Diversisporales, Gigasporaceae. The record is from the annotation of a GenBank genome assembly.
AUGAAUUCUCGCCAGAUAAAACUUACAGUUUCCUAUCUUUCAAUCCUUCUAAUAUCUUGUGUUUCUGGCACUCAUUAUCUCUUCUCAGUAUACAGUAUCUCUAUACAAGAAAGGUUAAACUUUAGUUCUGUACAAAUAAACACUAUUGGAAGUGCUUGUAAUUAUGGUGUAUUUCUGGGUAAACCAGUUCUCGGUUAUUUUGUUGACAAUUAUGGUGCUAGAAGAGUAUGCUUUGCCGCAUCAAUUCUAAUUUUUGCCGGAUUUUCCUGUCUUGCAUUGACUUAUGAAAAAAUUUUUCCAACAUCAUUUCUCUUAUGCGCUUUUUAUUUAUUUUGGACCGGAGUUGCCUCAUCUGGAGGGGCGGUUUCAUUUCUCACAACAACUGCAAAAAAUUUUUCUUCGAAUCGAGGUACUGCAAUAAGUAUCCCACUCGCCUUACUUGGCCUCUCUGCAUUUAUAUAUUCUCAAAUAAACAUGCACUUUUUCGACGAUACCUUCCAUUUUCUGCUAUUCAUUGCUUUCACGGCUGGAUUAUGUAUGUCUUUUGGUAGUUUGUUUUUGGUUGUUAUACCAGCUCCUCAACACGUAUCCGAUACCAUUGAAUCGGGCAGCAAUGAUUCAAUCUCCAGAGAUGAUCAGCGAAUUGAGCAAACUCCUCUACUUAAUAAAAAUAAUUCUAAUACUAUAAAUAGAGAUCAAAUCGAGCUAGAUAUAGGAGGGUGGCAAUUACUUCGUAAUAAAGAUGCCAUCUCAAUGAUUCUUAUUUUAGUAUUUUUUGCUGGAACUGGGUUAAUGUACAUAAAUAACGUCGGUAUAAUAAUUGAAUCCCUUUAUCACGCCUCCGCAACUCCUCAUUCCGAUGCCAAAAUUAAAAACCUCCUAGGCUUUCACGUUUCACUCAUUUCAAUAUGUUCAUGUAUAGGAAGAAUUCUCAUAGGUCCUCUCUCUGAUAUUGCAAAGAAUUAUUUCGAUCUAUCUAGGAUUUGCUCUUUGUUAUUUGCUGGUGUUUGGUUAUUCUGUGGAAAUUUAUUGGCCCUUUUGUGGGUUCAUGACAUAGAUCAGCUAUGGAUAGUAUCAACUUGUAUCGGUCUUGGCUUUGGAGUUUUGUACGGUGUUGCUCCAACUACUUGUAGCGAGUAUUUUGGUUCUAGACACUUUGGCUUUAACUGGUUAGUUUUUAAAUCUUUAAAUUUGAUGUGA